This is a messenger RNA of Polypterus senegalus (gray bichir), 2817 nucleotides long. RefSeq names its product C3a anaphylatoxin chemotactic receptor. Bases 164 to 1210 code for a protein of 348 amino acids. The record is from RefSeq and is a predicted model, not a curated record. Gene Ontology annotation, biological process: positive regulation of cytosolic calcium ion concentration; inflammatory response; phospholipase C-activating G protein-coupled receptor signaling pathway. Gene Ontology annotation, cellular component: plasma membrane. Gene Ontology annotation, molecular function: complement component C5a receptor activity; G protein-coupled receptor activity. Lineage: Eukaryota; Metazoa; Chordata; Cladistia; Polypteriformes; Polypteridae. The transcript has 2 exons.
CGCAGUCUUGUCGUAGCUUGUGUAAGUGGAAGUGUACUAACUUCCUCGCUUCCGCUCUCAGACGCUCUAUAAGACAGCCAGGAGAGAGACAUGUGGCAUACCAUCCUGGGGGUCUCCACAUUCUACUCACUUCCCCGUGUCCAGCAUCUCCUUCAGAUCACCUAUGGCAGGCCUGAAAACGGCAGGAUUCACCAGCCAGCCUUGCAGCAGCUUUUUGGGCAAUGUGACAUUUAACCCGGCCUGCUCAAAUGUCAACAUCAACAGCAGCCAGAAUGUCCUGCCCCCUGAUGCACUGCGGGUGGCACAGAUCGUAGUGGCCGUCAUCAUAUUUGCCAUCGGCCUACCUUUCAAUGGGCUGGUCAUUUGGGUGCUGGGCUUCCGACGCUCUGGAAGGAACAGCUUUGCAGCGUACGUCCUGAACCUCGCCAUCGCCGACCUCGUGCUGGUGAUGCGGAUACCGCUGGCAAUCGGAUACUUGGUAGCCUACUAUCAGUGGACGUUUGGGGAGCUCACCUGCAAGCUCAUCAUGUUCCUGCGAGUGCUGGGUCUGUUUGCCGGAGCCUUCCUUCUGUCAGCCAUUAGCAUGGAGCGCUGCUUGUGCCUUCUUCACCCGGUGUGGUACCGUCUAAGGCGGCCCCCAUGGGUCGUCCCCGUCACUUGUGUCCUCCUCUGGAGUCUCGCCUUGGGCCUUAGCAUCCCAUACCUACUAUCCAGUCAGGUUUGCUCCCUGAGAAACAGAAGUCAGUGCUUCGAAAGCCUGCUCCCGCAGCCAGGGCUCUACAUCACCGAGACGGUGCUGGGAUUCCUGCUUCCUUUGCUGCUCUUCAUCUCCUGCAAUUUGGUAAUCCUGCUCAAAGCGAAACGUGACACGUCUCCCAAGUACGCCAAGCUGUUCAAAGUGCUCACCCUCACCAUUGUGGUUUUUCUCAUUUGCUGGGUCCCUUACCACAUCUGUCGCUUUCUCAAGUCCCUCUACAGUAGCUGCCCAAAUAGCAAAAUAUAUGCAGAGGCCACCAAAGGGGUCUACUACUCGCUCUACCUCGUGUUCGUCAAGAGCAGCCUCAACCCUGCUCUCUACGUCUUCGCUGGCAAGGACUUGCGGAAAUCUGUCAAAGCUUCCCUGAUGUCAGUCAUCGAAGGGAUCUUCAGCGAUGAACCCUCAGACAGUAGGCUCAGGCGGUCGCUCAGAGGGCAGGAGUCUCUGGUCUGAUGAGGACCCUUUGUGUGGCGUACAAUCAAGACAUCCGUCUGCCUUAUGUGAUUUUUUGGGGAGAGUUGGCCAUCAGGACGGGAAAAUUCACUCCUUCUGUCAAUGUGUGUUCUGCCAGUUUUUCUUAUUGUCUUGCUUCUAAAACUGAAAAAGUCCUCCUAAACACUGGCCUUGUUGAUCUGAGCUCCAGAACAGUCAGAAGAAGAACGGACAUUUAACCCUUUAGGGAAAAGAUGCAGUGUAUAGAGUCGUCCAAUCGAUCUUACCGGCUGAAAACAGACUUGAGGAAAAGCAUGUUGUGUAUGCGAUAAGGCCGCUAGUGACCCAACUAGUGACCCAGUCAGGCUCUUUGGAUUGGUAAGGAGGUAAACUAAAAUGUUUGCUUAUCAAGGACAUAAUGGCACCCAUUCUGUUACAACAAUCAGAUUACAUAUCUAAGGAUUUUGGUAUUGGGAUCACCCACCAUAUGAACUAUCACCAAAACAAAAGAAGAAAAAACAGCAUAGAGGUACCACAACUGCAGGUAUGGAACCCCUGGAAUGACCAGCUGUACCAUUUUCAUCAUUUGUAAGUCUGCACGAUUGACAAAAGGAGGUCCUUUGUGAAAUUGACCGCGUCCUAUCAACUCUCUAGUGUCCACUUUCACCAAAUCUCGAAUGAAGCAGAAGACAUGGGAUAAUCCUGCAACUCAAAUCUCGUUGGAAUGAAGUGACGUUUUCGGGAUCGUUGAUUGGUUAGAAGACAUGACGCAAUAUAGAGGUGUUGCAGACUUGAUUAAAGUAACACUUUUAAGUGCUCAUCGAGGACUCUUUCGAUUACAUCGAUGGACUGUUCUUCAGAGAAAGGUGCCAUCUCUCUAGUUUUUCAAACGUUUGCUUGCUUCGAGUUCCUUUUUCUGGAAUGUACUCUCACAAACAAAGCAUAACUAAUCGGUAAAACGGAGAUCCUAACCGUGAAUACCAUAGAGACUAUGGCACACCGUAAAAAAUGCGGAGAGAUAUUACAGUAUCAAAACUCAAUAAACAUUUAUUUCUAAAUCCACAUGGGGAAUGAUUCGCAGAUAAUAAAAUGGUACGAGUAAAAUCCAGAGGCAAGUGAACUUGCGACAAAGACAAAACGAAAUGGGAACAAUGAAAUUUCUACCUUAAAUCAUCACGAUGCAGCCCCGAAAUCCAGAGAUUAAUAACUUGAUGAUAACGCGCAACAAAUUAGUAGCAUGAAAAUCCAGAGGUAAGUGACCUGGUGACCAUUAACACCAAAAUCUGGAGAUCAAGGGAGAUCCAGAAGAUCAUGGUGGAAUUCACUUUUGCAGUUUCGAUUACUUGUGGGAGAUUUCUUCUAUCAAAAAGAUUAUAAAGUGGCAAGUUCUGCUUCAAUGGCUGGCCACUCACUGCCCAGGUCCAUAUUGAAUUGGGUCCACAGAGAUGCGGUUAUUAAAACAGAAGAAAUUCACAUCCUCAGCAUUUAGACAGUAAAGACUUGGGUCCUCAUGUAUAACACCGUGCUUAGAACUCACAAUUAAACAUGGAGUACGGACAAAAGUGGAAACUUUACGGCAAGUUUAGUUUUUAUACAUCGCAAUGUGAGCGUGGAAAUGGACGUACGCA